Messenger RNA from Bipolaris oryzae ATCC 44560, 4833 nucleotides. RefSeq lists its product as uncharacterized. Gene Ontology annotation, biological process: regulation of ARF protein signal transduction. The record is from RefSeq and is a predicted model, not a curated record. Gene Ontology annotation, molecular function: guanyl-nucleotide exchange factor activity. The transcript has 5 exons. Lineage: Eukaryota; Fungi; Ascomycota; Dothideomycetes; Pleosporales; Pleosporaceae. Bases 1 to 4833 code for a protein of 1610 amino acids.
AUGUCGAGCAUCGACGGCGACGACAAUGGCGCGUCAACCCUCCAAGAGACGGUCGCAAGCCUGGACCCCCGCCCCAUCACUGUCGCAGUCAACCCAGUAGCUCUCGUCGUGACAGAAUGUAUCACCGUCACGUCGGCGAUGCGAAAGCAUGCCCGCUGGGCGCAUUCGUCGGUCGCAGCGAUAUUGGGGAGCUCUUCCAACAAGGCCCCAACCGUACAGCGGCGCGAUCGAACAGGACAGGGCAUUGUGAGUGCAGGAGAGCAAGAGGAGGCUGUUCCGAGUAGAUGGGGAUUGCGGGGGAAGAAGGGCAAGAGCAUGCAAGACAAUCCCCUCAUGUCUGCAUUUGCGCGCCUAAGGAAUGAUCUCAAGGGCUGUAAAAAUAUCCGGGCAUUCGAUACGCCCUCUAUGCUUCACCCCUUCCUACAAGUUAUCCGCUCAUCCUCAACCUCUGCGCCCAUUACCUCACUCGCCCUGAUUGCCAUUACCAAGUUUCUGUCGUAUGGCAUCAUUGACCACGAUUCUCCACGCCUACCAGAAGCUAUGCAGCAGCUCUCUUCUGCCAUUACACACUGCCGUUUCGAAGCCACCGACUCUGCAGCGGACGAAAUCGUCUUGCUCCGCAUCCUCAGGUUGAUGGAAGUUAUGAUAUCGGGCCGCGGAGGAGAGGUACUCGGCGACGAGAGCGUAUGCGAGAUGAUGGAAACGGGCUUGAGCAUGUGCUGUCAGGCACGACUCUCCGAGGUGCUGCGACGAUCCGCCGAGGUGGCCAUGGUUUCCAUGUGUCAGGUUAUAUUCAGGAGAUUGAAGACUCUCGAGGUUGAGUCGCCAGAUGAACUGCAGGCCAUGGACGAAGAGCUCGAAGGUAAAGACGAGCAGGACGGCCUACGGAUGGACCCAACAGCGGACGGCGGAGGCGAUGCUGCACAGCACAAGGUUGAAGCACUACAGCUUUCGAGCGACCCUGACAAGGGUCAGGAAGAUAACGAAAGUACCGCAAAUCCAGCGAGUAGUACUCUGGAUCUUCCUGCGACAGCUGCAGACGGGAAGCCUAAGUCCGCUGUCGAGAUCAAGCCAUACUCGUUGCCGUCUAUAAGAGAACUGUUUCGAGUACUGGUCGAUCUACUGGACCCGCACGACCGACAGCAUACCGAUACCAUGCGUGUCAUGGCGUUGCGUAUUGUCGAUGUCGCACUCGAAGUUGCCGGGCCCUCAAUCGCAAGUCAUCCUAGUCUUGCAAACUUGGCCAAGGAUACCUUGUGUCGGCACAUUUUCCAACUGGUCAGGUCGGACAACAUGGCGAUUCUGAACGAGUCAUUGCGAGUCGCUGGCACCUUGUUGGCAACAUGUAGGAAUGUGCUCAAGCUGCAACAAGAGCUUUACCUCUCUUACCUAGUGGCGUGCCUCUUUCCAAGGGUGGAGAUACCAGUGGAGCCUGGUAUUGAGCCUUCAUUAUACGAAGGUGUCCCACAGGCGCCGAGUCUCAUAAAGCAACCGCCGCAACAAAACAGCUCCAGUGGCCGUUCGACCCCAGUACCUGUUAAAGAUCGACAAAAGCUAGGUUUGGAGGGGGGUGUCCGAAAACCCGAUGCUCGGGAAGCCAUGGUGGAGAACCUGGGUGGCUUAGUUCGGAUAUCGUCAUACAUGGCAGAGCUGUUUGUCAACUAUGACUGCGAGAUUGACCGUGGAGAUGUCUGUAUGGACAUUGUGGGACUUCUCUCGCGAAACGCCUUCCCAGACUCCGCAACCUGGAGUACUGUCAAUGUACCUCCUCUCUGCUUGGAUGCCCUCCUCGGCUUUGUGCAAUCCAUGGCAGAUCGUUUGGACGAUGAACCAGUGACGGAAGGUUACCCCAGUGUCGAAUCGCUUCGUGAGCAACGAGCACGCAAGGCCGUCAUCAUUAAGGGUGCAACCAAAUUCAAUGAGAAGCCCAAGGCUGGUAUCGCGUACCUAGCGUCACAAGGCGUUAUAUCCGACCCUGAUGAUCCCAAAUGCAUCGCUGAGUUCGUCAAAGGCACAACGAGAGUUGAUAAAAAAGUUCUCGGAGAGUUUAUCUCGAAAAAAGGAAAUGAAGCGGUACUUAGCGCCUUUAUCGACUUAUUCGACUUCACUGGGCAACGCAUCGAUGAAGCGCUCCGCCAACUGCUACAUGCUUUCCGUCUUCCUGGAGAAUCUGCAUUGAUUGAAAGAAUCCUCACCGAGUUCUCUGAAAAAUACUUCAAAAUGGCAAAGCCUGAAGGCAUUGUCAACGGCGACGCUAUCUACAUUCUCACAUACGCAGUUAUCAUGUUGAACACCGAUCAGCAUAAUCCCAACAUGAAACAAAAGCGAAUGCAACUGGAAGACUUCAGGAGGAACGUACGGGGUGUCAAUGAUGGAAAGGACUUUGACGCAGAAUUCUUGGAGAAAAUCUACGAGUCUAUCAAGAACCGUGAAAUCAUCCUGCCUGAGGAGCACAGCGACCGAAACGCCUACGAGCAUGCGUGGAAAGAGCUACUUGUCAAGUGCCAGUCAACAUCAGAUAUUGUCAUCUGUGAAACCAACAUUUUCGAUGCAGACAUGUUUGCUGCUACUUGGAAACCUAUUGUAGCAACACUGGCAUAUGUCUUCAUGUCCGCUACCGACGACGCUGUCUUCUCACGCGUUGUACAAGGCUUCGACCAAUGUGCUCAAAUUGCAGCGAAAUACAGACUUACUGACGCUUUGGACCGCAUCAUCUCGUGCCUUUCGUACAUAAGCACAUUAGCGCCUGAUGUGCCCCCGAGCACUUCAUUGAACACGGAGGUUCAGGCCGACAAGAAGAGCGUCAUGGUCAGCGAGACUGCUGUCCGUUUUGGCCGCGAUGCCCGAGCGCAAUUAGCAACCGUCGUGCUGUUCCAGGUCAUCAAAGGCAAUGAAGCAUCGAUAAGAGGCGGAUGGGAACACCUUAUUCGUAUCAUGGUCAACCUCUUCGUCAACUCGCUGAUACCACCUUACUUCCUCUCCUUCCAGAAAACCCUUGCUUUGGCACCAAUACCCCUCCAGAACCCAGCCCAAGUCAUUGACCGUGCUGAGCGUCCCGCUGAUACUGGAAUAUUCUCAGCUUUGACAUCUUAUGUUUCCAGCUUCGCUAAUGAUGAGCCACCAGAGCCAUCGGACCAGGAAAUAGAGUACACACUUUGCACUGUAGACACGGUGAAGGAGUGCCAUUUCGAAGACAUCCUCGCGAAUAUUAGUCAGCUGCCCGUAGAUUCUCUCAGGUCGCUACUUGAUUCAUUACUUCGGCACCUACCCGAAGAUGGGUCGCCAACAGUCAUUGUGGUGAAGCCUGAAAUUCCAGGUGCAAGUCCACGGACACCUGGUCCUCGGCAGAAAGGCAAGGGUCCCCUUUAUGACCCCAGCUUAGUCUUUGUUCUCGAGCUGGCCACUGUAUUGGCCCUACGUGACGAAGAGACUGUCAGAGACCUGGCAAAGGAUGUGAUCGAUGCGCUGGCGUCGGUCAUUCGAGAUGCCACUAAGCAUCAUUAUGUGGUAGUCGCCCGGUCGGCAUACUACCUCCUGAGCCUGCUCAAGGCUAGCAAUGACUACGACUUCAUUCGCGCACCGGUUCUUAUGCACACUUUCUCGAGUUUCAACGAUUCACUGCUGCAGGAGUGCGCACAACCGAUCCUGAAGGGUUUGAGCGAUUGCUGCAAGGGGCCCAAUGCGCUCCGCAGUGAGCUUGCAGGCUCACCAGACUUCUGGACCAUUCUCAACAGAUUAGCUAAUGUGCCUGAUGCCGCUGGAGAUGUCUUUUUACUUGUGGAGGACCUAGCUACCUCGCCACAGCCAGGCAUUACUGCAGACAACUAUGAGGCUGCAAUUGCGCUUCUCAAUGAGUUUGCAACCGCUGCUCAAGUGGGUGCACGGGAGGAGCAGCUGUAUGACCAAGCGGUGCGGCGCAACAAAGGACAGAAGCCCAAAAAGCCGGAGAACAGUGAGAUUGUCGUACGAGGCAGUACUGCUAUGAGCAUCGUCUUCCAGUUGUCCAGUCGGGUACCGAACUUUAUCGAGCAAUCCCAUCUCGAGACUACCAAAGCAUGGACAGCGUAUUGGUCUCCUAUUCUGAAGACGCUUGCGCACCAAUGUCUGAACCCUUGCCGUUCCAUCCGUCAACAAGCUUUUGUCUCACUCCAGCGCACUCUCCUAUCCGCUGAUCUUGCCUCUCCUGACCACAAGGAAUGGACUUCCAUCUUCAGCGAAGUGCUCAUCCCACUCAUCACUCAACUCCUCAAACCAGAAGUGUACCAAUCCGAUCCCCUCGGUAUGAGCGAAACGCGAGUCCGCGCAGCCACCCUCCUCAGCAAAGUCUUCCUGCACUACCUAGUCCUCCUAGACGGCCUAGGCGAGAAAGGAGAAAAAGGUAUGUUCGAGGAACUUUGGAUCACCAUUGUCAGUAUCAUGGACCGCCUUGGGAACAGCGGCCAAGGCGACAUGGAAGAAGCCGUAGCCGAGAACCUCAAGAACAUGCUCCUUGUCCUGAGCAGCGGGGGCUACCUUGCCCCGCCUGACGAAAACCCAGACCGCGAGGAACUUUGGCAUGAGACUUGGAAACGCAUCAAUCGCUUCCAGCCGAACUUCUUCGCUGAGCUGUUCCCCGAAGAGGCGGGCAAGCCAGCACGACCCAGGCCAAGUAAGGAUGAAAGGGCUGCUGCAAAGAGCCCCGUGCCGCCGACCGAGAAACGGGAGGUGGACAUUGCAAUUAGGACCAAAGAUGACGGAGAGAAGAAUGGAUCUAGCGAAGAGACUGACGAAGAUGAGGAUGAUGAAGAGGAAGAGGUCGAGCAGAAGAAGAAGGCUGAUGGGAAAGAUGAUUAG